UUAAUUAGUUAUUUUAACUCUAUUAAAAAUUAAUAUAAAUUUUUGCGAAUUAUUAUUAUGAGUAAGGAAAUAGAUUAUAAAAAGCUCUACGAACAAUACAAAGAAGACUUCGAAGAUUUAAAAAAGGAAAACGAAGAAUUGAAAGCAACAACAGAUGAAAUUUAGAGCGAAUUAGAAUAAAUGUUGCAAGAGGCUGAAUAAAAAAUAUAAAAUUAGGAAGAGUAGUUAGCUUAAAUGAAGGAUUAGCUUAAAAAGAAUAAGAGUCAGUAUGAAGAUUAGAUAUCUAGGUUAGAAAGAGAACAAGAAAGAUAUAAGCAAGAUUUAAAAGUAUUAGAAGAAAAAUAUAUGCAAGCAUAGAAAAUUAAAGUUGAUUUAGAAAACGAUAAUGAGAUUUUGAUAUCUCAAAAUAGGAUGUUUGAAGCUAUGGUCGCUGAUUUGGAGGCAAGAAUCGAUUAAUCUUUAGAGGAAUUAGCAUUAGUAUAGACAGAAUUAGAAGAUAAUAAAAACAAUUCAUAAGAACAUAUAGAAAGACUUAAGCAACAACUUCAAGAAACAGAAUAAGAACUUUUUGCGGUUUAAGUUUAAAAUCAAAAAAAAAUUGAAGCACUUGAAUAAAAUGUAUUAAAAAUCAAAUAGAGAAACGAAGAAGAUUCUCCUUAAAAAGAAAAACAAGCAAAUGCUGAAAAUUCAGAUGGAAAAUUAGAAUAAAACGAAAAUUCAGACAAACCUUAGGCUUAAGUUAAUGGUGAACAUUUAGUUGAUGAUUAAAAUAGCCCAAUUAAAUUAGAUUCACAAAAUAAUUCUUGUUAAUUACAAGAUGAUUUAUCUAAAAAGAUAUCAUUAGAGUAAAAACUUAAAAACUGUAGCACUAACAUUUAGUAACUUAGAUUAAAUAACUAAGGAUUUAAGAAAUCCCUUAACUUAGUUUCAACAUUGAUCAAAGACUUGGAUGAAAAAAUGAAUGAAAUAAGAGAUAAAAGAAAGAAAAAAUAGUAAUAAAAAUUUUAAUCCUAGUAAAACGGCAGCAACAGCAACAAUAAUAAUGAAAAAUACAUUUAAAUUACUCAAAAUGGAAUUUGA
This is a messenger RNA of Tetrahymena thermophila SB210, 1080 nucleotides long. RefSeq lists its product as hypothetical. The record is from RefSeq and is a predicted model, not a curated record. Gene Ontology annotation, cellular component: kinesin complex; centrosome; kinetochore. Lineage: Eukaryota; Ciliophora; Oligohymenophorea; Hymenostomatida; Tetrahymenidae. Gene Ontology annotation, biological process: microtubule nucleation; cell migration; vesicle transport along microtubule. The transcript has 6 exons. Gene Ontology annotation, molecular function: microtubule binding.